Molecule: messenger RNA, 1340 nt
Organism: Arvicanthis niloticus (Nile rat)
Lineage: Eukaryota; Metazoa; Chordata; Mammalia; Rodentia; Muridae
Product: tumor necrosis factor receptor superfamily member 10B-like
Biological process (GO): TRAIL-activated apoptotic signaling pathway; positive regulation of apoptotic process
Cellular component (GO): cell surface; plasma membrane
Molecular function (GO): TRAIL binding
Source: RefSeq, a predicted model, not a curated record
AGGCACGCAGGCGCCGCCACGGGAAUCCUGAGAACUUUUCUGAGAGUGAGAAAAUCCAGAGAACUUUUCUGGGAGUGAGGAAACAGCCAUUCUUCCUGGAUUUUGAGAGCUGAAGCCGCAGGGUUCCGGCUGAAUUAAUUCCAUGAAGCCUCCAGGACCCAGCAGGGGCACAUCCCCUCCCGCCUGGGCAGAUCACACCCCAGGCCUCCGGCCACUCCUGAAGCUCAGACUUCGGACUAGCUUCGCUUUGCGAGCUAUUCUGCUACUGGGUGUCUUUGUUUCAGUGACAGCUAAGCCAGUCCAUGGUCUCCCAGCCGACCCACAGAGAUUGGAGCAGAGCCCAUCAGAAGGACUCUGUCCAGCAGGCUACUACCUACCGGAAGAAAAUGGCUUGUGCAAGCCUUGCAAAGCUGGUAUAGACUAUACCAGCUUUCCCAACAGCCUGACGUCGUGCCUGCUCUGCAGUGUCUGUAAGAAAGAUAAGGUGGUAAAACACCGAUGCACCAUAACCAGGAACACAGACUGUCAGUGCAAACCAGGCACCUUUGAAGAUAAGGACUCCACUGAAAUCUGCCAGAUGUGCUCUAACUGCACUGACGGAGAAGAUGAAGUGACUCCCUGUACCCCGGAGACAAACCGGAUAUGUGUCUCCCAAAACACUCGGACAUCCCAGCAUAACCUAGGUCUCGAGAUAGGGCUCCCGGUCACAGUGCUGGUCCUGCUGAUUGUAGUAGCUCUGUUUGCCUGGAAGACUGGAGCAUGGAGAUGGGUGUCGCCCUUUAUGAAAAGAGCCUAUCCAGGCCAUGAACAGGACCCUGAAAGUAUGGACACUAUGUGUUCGUCUCUCUUGGACCCACAGACAUUGAGGAAGACAAAUGACUCUCAUCACAACACGAAACCUGACAAAACUCGGAGUUCACCAACAGGAAGGAAGUUGCUGGUUCCGGCAAAUGGAAAUGACCCAGAUGCCGCCCUGAAGUUGAUCUUUGACUAUUGUUCGAACGAAGUACCCUAUAACUCCUGGGACCGUCUCGUGCGGCAGCUGGGCCUCACAGACAAUCAAAUUCAAGUGAUCAGGGCUGAAACACCAGUCCCACGUGAAGCCUUGUACCAAAUGCUGCUGAAGUGGCUCCACCAGACUGGGCUGAGUGCCUCUAUCAACCAUCUGCUGGGUGCCUUGGAAGCCAUGGGAGAGAAACAUGCCAUGGAGAAAAUUGAACACUAUGCAGUGAAAUCCAGGAAGUUCAUUUAUGAGAACAUUACAGCCCAGGCAGGUGUGGUAACUCAGGAGACAGAGCCAGGAGAAUCUCUAUGAGUUUGAAGCCAGCCUGGUCUACAUA